UCAGACUCAUCAUCACUGAAGCAAACCCAGAGGCUGGGUUUGGUGGCCCCUGGCAAGCAGAGACCUUGCAGCCUGCAGCUCCCCAGCCAGGAGGCUUCUCCUCUGUUGCUUUGCUCCCAGGCUCAGGUCUUAGGUUUCCUCCUGCUGCUCUCUCCCAGGUUUCAUUCUCCCACUGGGGGGAAAAGGAACUGAACCUGGCUCGAAGCAGCAAAACUUCCUCCUCCUGCUGAGGGCUGGCAAGGAUUUGGCAUCCCCAGCAGAGCAAGGAGAUGCUGAGGUGCCAGUGAGCAGCGAGGGGCAGAGCCACGGAGCCCAUGAGGAGGCAAGGACCUGGCUUGGCACCCGCGAGCAGGAUCCGGCCGAGCCUGAGCUGAGCAUGCCAGAGCCAGCGCCGCUGGGCGCCGACAAGCAGCGGGCGGAGAAGGCGGCAGCCAAGGGCAGCACUGCUGCACCUCCAGUCCCCAGGAGCCUCCCGGUGCAGAGGAAGGUGGAGCCCCCCAGCCUGGACCCCGCAGAGGAGCCUCUCCUCUGGGAAGGGCUCACCCUUAACAAGUGCAUCCUGGUGGCCUCCAUCGUUGCCCUGCUCAGCGUCACCUUCCAGGUGCUCCAAGCACCAUGCUCCAGGGAAGCAGUCAGCCGCGGCAGGCAGGAGCCUCCACCCCCUCCCCUGCACGAGGUGGUCAUUGCCAAGGAGGAGGAGGUCCAGGAGGUGGUGACUGCUCAGCCUCCCCAGCCAGAGAGCAGCACACUCAAGGAGGAUGACAACGAUGAUGAUGAUGAUGGUGAAGAUGACAACGAAGAUGACAGCAUUGCUGACAGCAACUUGGCAGAGCCUUGGAUCUUCAAGAAGUGGUUUGGUCGCUCAGCACCCGAGGAUGAGGAUGAGGAGUCCGUGGAUGAAGAGGCUGUGGAUGAGGAGGCUGAAGAUGAGAAGCCUGUGGAUGAAGAGCCCACAGAUGAAGAACCCAGAGCCAAAGAACCUGCAGAGGAAGAACCUGCAGGCAAAGAACCUGCAGGCAAAGAGCCUGAGGAGGAAGAGCCUGAGGAAGAAGAGCCUGGGGAGGAAGAGCUCGAGGAGGAAGAGCCUCAGGAAGAAGAGCCCGAGGAGGAAGAGCCUGAAGACAAAGAGCCCGAGGAGGAAGAGCCUGCAGAUGAAGAAGACGCAGAUGUCCCCGAGGUGCCACCGAUCGCAAGAGAGGUGAAGAAAAGCAGGGAGAAGCUGAAGGCGGAGAGGAAGGCGGAGAGGAAGGCGGAGAGGAAGGCGGAGAGGGUCCGGGAGCGCCGCGCAGCACCGGCGGAGCGCAGCGGCCGGCGGGAGGCAGCCGCCAAGGACCGGGCGCAGCGGGACCGAACCGGCAGAGCCCCCAAAGCCCCCCGGGAGCCGGAGCCGGAGAAGAAGCGAGGCCGAGAGAGGAGGGAGAGCCGUCGGGAGCGGGCUGAGCCCAGGAGGGAGGCUGGGAAGGGCAGGGAGAGCCCCAAGCGGGACUGGCGGCAGCAGAGGGGAGGCAGGCAGCGCUGGGAGCCGGCGGCCAGCCCGGGCAAGGACCCUGCCAAGCCCCGGGAGGGCAAGAGGCGCGACUGAGCCUGGGGUGACCGAGGGGCUGAAUGCAGGGGAGGUGGUGGUGGUGGUGGUGGUGAGGGGGGGUGUCCAACCCCGCCACCCCCCCUCCCCCGGCGAGGUCCCUUUGCCUGCUCUCCAGAGGCAGCCCCAGGCUGGCAGCGUGGGCAGCACAGCAGCGCUGAGCCCGGGAGCCUCUUUGGGCCCCCCCAGCCCGGACCAGCUGCACGAAGGCAAGCCGAAAGCAGCGGGGGGGAAGGAGCUUCUCUUCACCUGGGCUUUGCUCUCCUGGAGUCCCCUCCCGAGGGCAGCAGUGGAGUCCCUUCCACUGGGGCCCUCUGAAGCCUCAGCUUGCCAGGCUGCUGGGGCAGCUCCUUGCACCUCCACCAUCACCUGCCAAGGGGAUGCUCCUUGGGGGGGGGGGGUCCCUUCCAACCUGGCACUCCGUGAUUCUGUUUCUUCUCCCUCCCAGUGCCAUCUCUCUCUCAGAUCAUUCCCACUGGAGGUGGGGAGGGCAGCACAGGGUGGGCACGAGGAGGGCAGCACAGGGUGGGCACAAGGAGGGCAGCACAGGGUGGGCACAAGAAGGGCAGCACAGGGUGGGCACAAGGAGGGCAGCACAGGGUGGGCACAAGGAGCCCAGCAAAAGGAGUCUGUCUGCAGCCUGCUGCUCUUCGUUCAGCCAAGGGUUUUAUUUCAAAGCACACCAAGAGAGGAGGGAGGAGACCUUCUGGGGUGUAAGGAAAGCAGGGUGCAGCCUCAACAAGCAGCCCUCCCCCCCUCCCCCCACUCCAGAAAGGAUGUUGAAACCCCCACCUUGACCUCACCAGGGCCCUGUGCCAUCGCUGCAGGGUGGCAUCAAGCUUGCUGGUCACAAAUGAGGUCUAGAAAGGAGAGGGAGGGAGAGGGAGAGAGAGAG
Messenger RNA from Pogoniulus pusillus (Red-fronted tinkerbird), 2477 nucleotides. RefSeq names its product junctional sarcoplasmic reticulum protein 1 (gene JSRP1). Lineage: Eukaryota; Metazoa; Chordata; Aves; Piciformes; Lybiidae. The coding region runs from base 377 to 1582 and encodes 401 amino acids. The transcript is spliced from 7 exons. The record is from RefSeq and is a predicted model, not a curated record.